Arachis stenosperma is the source of this 2325-nucleotide messenger RNA. Its product is annotated as protein DA1-related 1-like. The coding region runs from base 403 to 2016 and encodes 537 amino acids. Gene Ontology annotation, molecular function: ubiquitin binding. The transcript is spliced from 12 exons. Lineage: Eukaryota; Viridiplantae; Streptophyta; Magnoliopsida; Fabales; Fabaceae. The record is from RefSeq and is a predicted model, not a curated record.
CACUUCUUUUCCCCUUCUCUCUCUGUGUCACACACACACUUUAUUGUGUUAUGUAUGUAUGUUAUUGAUAGAAUAGCGGACCCCACAUGCUAAAGCAGACACUACACUCCACAGCAGCAAGCAAUGUAGUGAAAAAUGUGAAAUCCACACCUAUCUAUUUAUCUAUCUUUCUUCAUUCUUCAAUGCGGUUCUAUCUUUUUGGUAGUUUUAAGGAACACCACUAAUAAUAUUGCCUCACCUGCUCCUGUUCAUGUUACCAGUUACUACUGUUUCCAUUCUAUUAUUUUCAUUUUUUUCAGGAGGAUCCAUAUUUCAUUCCUUUGCUCUCAAAAGCUGCUCUCUCUUAUCACUUAACACGUAGACACAGAAAAAAAAGGGUGAAGGUGAAUAAUAUUGCAUGAUAUGGGUUGGUUAUCCAAGUUGCUUAAGGGCUCUAACCAUAGAACUUCAAGAGGGCAAUACCAUGGCAAAUAUGGAGAGGACAGAAUUUGGGAUAACCAUCAUGCUUCAGUGGAUGAUUUGAACGAUGUUGAGAAAGAAGACAUUGAUUGUGCAAUUGCACUCUCUCUGUCAGAGCAGGAUCAGAAAGGAAAAAGUGUUGUUGUCUAUGAUAUCGCAGAGGACGACUCUCAAUCCGAAGAAGAUGAACAACUUUGUAAAGUUGAUGAUGAGGAAGAUGAGCAUACUUGUACAGUUCAACAACAAGAAGAAGAACAUCUUGAUAAGGUUCGGCCGGAUGAAGAUGAUGAACAUCUUUCUAAAGAUCAACUUGAGGAAGAUGAGCAACUUGCCAGGGCAAUCCAAGAAAGUUUGAACAUUGAUUCUCCUCCUAGUCCUAGAUAUGAGAAUGAUUCUAUUUUCCAACCUUUAUCAAACCUCUUUCCACCAGGAUACAGAAUCUGUGCUGGAUGCAAAGCUGAAAUUGGGCAUGGAAGAUUUUUAAGUUGCAUGGGAGCUGUUUGGCAUCCACAAUGUUUUCGCUGCAAUGCUUGCAAUCUUCCAAUAACAGAUUAUGAGUUUUCCAUGUCUAGCAAUUGCCCCUACCAUAAAUCUUGCUACAGGGAGCAACACCACCCAAGAUGUGAUGUUUGCAAUAACUUUAUUCCAACUAAUUCAGCUGGUCUCAUUGAGUAUAGAGCUCAUCCUUUCUGGCUACAAAAAUACUGUCCAUCACAUGAUCGAGAUGGAACUCCUCGGUGUUGUAGCUGCGAAAGAAUGGAGCCAAGGGAUGCAAAGUAUCUUUUGCUUGAUGAUGGUAGAAAGCUAUGUUUAGAGUGUCUGGACUCAUCAAUCAUGGAUACUCAUGAAUGCCAACCUCUCUACCUUGAAAUACAAGAGUUCUAUGAAGGUUUAAACAUGAAAGUUGAGCAGCAAGUUCCUAUGCUUCUGGUUGAGAGACAAGCACUGAAUGAGGCCAUGGAGGGAGAAAAGAAUGGUCAUCACCACUUGCCUGAAACUAGAGGACUGUGUUUGUCAGAAGAGCAAACUGUCACCUCGAUUUCAAGGAGACCAAAGAUAGGAGCAGGCCAUCGAGUCGUGGAUAUGGUAACAGAGCCUUUUAGACUGAUCCGUCGAUGUGAAGUGACAGCCAUUCUUGUGUUGUAUGGCCUUCCUAGGUUGUUGACAGGAUCAAUCCUGGCUCAUGAGAUGAUGCAUGCAUGGCUCAGGCUUAAAGGUUAUCCCAAUCUGAGUCCAGAGGUUGAAGAAGGAAUUUGCCAAGUCUUGGCUCAUAUGUGGUUAGAUUCAGAAAUAUAUUCUGCAUCCGGUAGUGAUUGUUCAUCUUCGUCCUCAUCAUCGCCUUCCUCCUCCUCCUCAUCCUCCUCCUCCGCGUCAUCAAAGAAAGGCAAACGGUCUGAUUUCGAGAAGAAGCUCGGUGAGUUUUUUAAGCACCAGAUUGAGGCUGAUACAUCAUCAGCUUAUGGAAAAGGAUUCAGGUUGGGAAACGAGGCAGUGCUCAAGUAUGGUCUCAGAAGUACCCUUGAUCAUAUCCAAAUGACUGGAAGUUUUCCAUAUUGAAAAUUUGAAACAUGAUGCAAGUUUCUCACUUCUCAUAUGAAUUAUAUAGAUUCAUAGAAUUGUAUAGUUUAGAAUAAUGUUUAUUCCAUAAAAAAACGGGGAUAAAGAGUGAAAGAAACAAAAGCAGUGAGGUGCAUUAGAAAAAUAAGACAUAAGAACUAAAAAAUGCUCCUCUGAGCAUGCAGUUGCUAACUUGCUCUAUUGUCCUGUUAAAAUUUGAAACAUGUUCUUUAUGUAUCACAAAAUUCUGUUCAGAAGUUCAGAGCAGCUGAAAUAAUGAAAUUAUGGAAGUAUAGAAUUAAUUUUGUA